Molecule: messenger RNA, 342 nt
Organism: Paraphaeosphaeria sporulosa
Lineage: Eukaryota; Fungi; Ascomycota; Dothideomycetes; Pleosporales; Didymosphaeriaceae
Exons: 1
Coding region: 39-254 (71 amino acids)
Source: RefSeq, a predicted model, not a curated record
CGUGCCACCGACAAUUAAAGGGGUUAAAUGGCUCGUAUAUGGCAUUGAAUGGGUUCUGCAGGCUGGUAGGGAUAUGCUCAUGUUGCUCUCUGUCUACGCCGCAAAGUCUUAUGCUGACAUGUGCAUCCACUUCUAACGGAUCCACCGUAGGUGUGAGGCAACGGUUUUACGUCCCGAGAGAUCAGCUGGCCGCGGCCAAAUCCUUCAAACUACAAUUUUUCAUGUCCAUUAAAUAUACUGCCGCGAGAUUGUAGGUCAAAUUUGAGCUCAGUUCAGAGUGCAUGGUACGAUAUUACAACGCACCGGAAGGCCUAAACUAUCUCUGUAGCUAAUGGUGACUCU